UCCGACACGUAACGUUAUUCAUAGGUACAAAAUCUCUCUUUUGGUAAUAGAGGGGGAAGAAGUGUGUCGUGUGUUAGCCCUCCGGGAAGGAAUUUACAAUGGCGUCUGUCUGUGCUUCUUCUGCCAUUGCGGCUGUUGCCAUCUCUUCUCCCAGUGCUCAGAAGAGUGGAUCAGUUGUUGGGUCCACAAAGGCUUCUUUCCUGUCCGGGAAGAGGCUGCGGGUGAGCAAAUUCACGGCGCCCACUGCCGGAAGAUUGGUGACUGUAUGCGCUGCUGCCGAUCCUGACAGACCCCUCUGGUUCCCUGGCAGCACCCCUCCUCCGUGGCUGGACGGCAGCCUCCCCGGUGACUUCGGCUUCGACCCUCUUGGUCUUGGAUCUGAUCCUGAGACCUUGAGAUGGAACCAGCAAGCCGAGCUGGUCCACUGUCGGUGGGCCAUGCUGGGAGCCGCCGGAAUCUUCAUCCCUGAAUUCUUGACCAAGAUCGGGAUCCUGAACACUCCCUCGUGGUACACCGCGGGCGAGCAGGAGUACUUCACUGACACCACCACCCUCUUCAUCAUCGAGCUCAUCUUCAUCGGGUGGGCCGAGGGCAGGAGAUGGGCCGACAUCAUCAAGCCCGGGUGCGUCAAUACCGACCCAAUCUUCCCCAACAACAAGCUCACCGGCACCGACGUGGGCUACCCAGGCGGGCUGUGGUUCGACCCUUUAGGUUGGGGCUCAGGCUCGCCCGAGAAGGUCAAGGAGCUGAGGACGAAGGAGAUCAAGAACGGGAGGCUGGCUAUGUUGGCUGUCAUGGGCGCUUGGUUCCAACACAUCUACACGGGGACCGGCCCCAUUGACAACCUCUUCGCCCACCUUGCUGACCCCGGUCACGCCACAAUUUUCGCAGCUUUUACUCCCAAGUGAUGGAGUGAAGGGUAAAUGGGAAAGAAAGGGCUGAAGUGUGGAGGGAGAGGUUGAAUUUGAUGACAUGAAAUCCUUUUUCCUGAGGAAGAAGGGCUGUGUUUGUACUGAAAGGGAAAUGUGUACAAGUGCAACUUUGUGGUGACUCUGGUUUUGAUUCACUGCCUAUAGAACUGAAAAAUGCUGCUCCAAUGUACAAAUGCUUCCAUGAAGUUAGAUGAUAUCCUACCGAAACACCGGGUUCUUACAAAUUAA
Molecule: messenger RNA, 1160 nt
Organism: Punica granatum (pomegranate)
Lineage: Eukaryota; Viridiplantae; Streptophyta; Magnoliopsida; Myrtales; Lythraceae
Source: RefSeq, a predicted model, not a curated record